Molecule: messenger RNA, 1719 nt
Organism: Laetiporus sulphureus 93-53
Lineage: Eukaryota; Fungi; Basidiomycota; Agaricomycetes; Polyporales; Laetiporaceae
Product: kinase-like protein
Exons: 4
Coding region: 55-1260 (401 amino acids)
Biological process (GO): protein phosphorylation; regulation of cytokinesis; mitotic spindle organization
Cellular component (GO): spindle microtubule; chromosome passenger complex; spindle pole centrosome
Molecular function (GO): protein kinase activity; ATP binding
Source: RefSeq, a predicted model, not a curated record
GGCUUGUACUUUUGGACACCCGCCUUUCUCCGUGCACGUUGUUAUUUGGCUCAAAUGGACUCUGUCAGCUCUCUCGCUCGCCAAAUUGCUGCGCUUGAGAUUUCCUCGAAGCAGAACGCGGCCAGGCCGACUCAUCAGAAGAAACCAAGCCCACCAUUCAUUUCGUCGUCGAAACUCCUGACAGAGCAUGCGGCACCUAAUCCGUUCCCGACAUCCCACUCCACGACUAAGAGUACUUCAUUAAAGUCUUUGGCGAGCAAGCAAACGACGCGUCCUCCGUCUCCAGGAAAGUCUGUGAAGCCGCCUGCCUUCGAUAUCGGUCGGUAUGAUGGAGGGUUUGAGAUUGACAAUGAGAGCAGAGGUGAGAAGGUGUACGGUGAGGCAGCGGAGGACCUUGCAUUGGAUUCGAGUGUGUGCGGGAUCCGUCCUACACGCGAGUGGCAUCUCACAGACUUCGACAUCGGCCGACCGCUGGGCAAAGGCAAAUUUGGUCGUGUCUACAUGGUCCGUACAAAAUGCGAGCCCCACUACAUCCUCGCUCUCAAGUGCCUGUACAAAUCAGAGAUUGUGCAGUCGCGCGUAGAGAAGCAGAUCCGACGCGAGAUCGAGAUACAGCAGAACCUUCGCCACCCCAACGUCCUGCGCCUAUACGGCUACUUCCACGACGAGAAGCGGAUAUUCCUCAUGCUCGAAUUUGCGGGCAAGGGUGAGCUGUAUAAGCAGCUCAGCAGACACGGUUCUUUUACCGAGAAGCGAAGCGCGCGGUACAUCGACCAGAUGUCGGACGCGCUCAUGUAUCUUCAUUCGAAGCACGUCAUUCACAGAGAUAUCAAGCCAGAGAAUCUGCUGCUAGGUAUCAACGGUGAACUGAAGAUUGGCGACUUCGGUUGGAGCGUGCAUGCACCGGGCAAUCGGCGGACCACUCUAUGUGGAACACUGGACUACCUCCCGCCUGAAAUGGUGGAGGGGAAGGAGCACUCGGAGAAGGUAGACUACUGGUCACUGGGCGUGCUGACAUACGAAUUCCUCUGUGGCUCGCCUCCUUUUGAGACGAGCGGUCAAAACGCAACAUACAAACGUAUCGCGAAGGUAGACUUGAAGAUCCCGUCUAAGGUGUCGCCCGAGGCACACGAUCUUAUCACGAAACUGUUGCAGUACGACCCAGAGAAGCGAAUUCCGCUCACUGAGGUGCGGCGGCAUCCGUGGAUCGUCAAAUACAGGUCCAAGAGCUUAUCCGCUGCUGCUCCAACCGCAUCUUGAUUUGAACUAUUCGAUACCACACUGCUCAUUGCUUACCUUCUUGCAUUCGGACCUGAUUGCCUGCGUUGUUGUAAUUCACUGCACCUCCUCACGCUAGUGAUUAUCUUGGACAAAUGAUGCUGUCUCCCUUGGCGCAGAGAACUUGCAGCUUCUUCAAUCCAUGCGCAAAGCCUAUGGCGUGCUAUUGCCUCUACGCGGACCGUCGCAUGCCUCACGUUUACCGUUGCUCCGACUGCCGUGCAUCUCGCCUAUGGUCUGUGCGUACUCCGUCCAUUCCAGGCGCCCGCCCGAGCCGGUGAGUCGAUGCAUCGCUCGAUGCGAUCUCGCGUGCACCCGGGGUCUUACCCUUUGCUAAGGUCACAUCGGGCGUCGUCGCGCGUGCCUGUGCUGCGUUAACCUUACCUUUCGCUUCGCGCGAUGUUAUUAUGUACGGCGGCAUUUUUAAUCUUUCUCACUUAG